AUGUUGCCACUCGUCAUGUACCUCAUCUGUAUGGUGGCACCCUUCACUCUUGCCAACACCGAGAAAGUCAUCUUCGUCACUCCUGAAGCCCAAGACUUCGUCCACGAUGCCAGUCUCGACAAUCUGCUGCUCGAGCGCUUGACAUCGGCCAACUUCUCUCUGCGAACAUAUGUAAAUGCUACGUUUCCAACAGAAGAUGCUCCCAAGGGUACCGAAACGUGGCUACUGCUUGAGGAUCUCACACCUAAUCAGCGCCAUGAAGUGCGCAUCUGCUGGCUCGCUACACAACCCACUUCUUUCUGGCUGUACACGCAUACCAUGGUCGAGGUGUUCUCGGAUCCAACAUUGCUCUCAGCGGUGACCGAUUACUCAAACAGGCGUCGUAGGAGCAUCUCUUCGGCCGAACUCGACGAAUUUCGAUCAAGGAGCGAUCGCAGAGCACCGAGCAGCGACAGACCGAGCACGUUCCUGUUCCUGCAGAUCCAUGCUGCAGCAGAUUAUUUCAGCCUGAACGAUGACUUGAUGAAGAAUGUACCGCCAGUCCAUGCGGACAUCAUCCUUGAUCCGUAUCUGCUCAACAUCUUUCCGCAGUCACUUGUGCCAACAGCUGUGUACAUCGUGAUCAUCGCCAUCAUCGGCUGGUUCGUGUCAGGCUGGAUAUACAGCAAUCUGAUCCAUCCCUUGCUUGCCGAGGAGCCAAAGCCAGCCAAGAAGGCGGAGUGA
Messenger RNA from Cyphellophora attinorum, 723 nucleotides. RefSeq lists its product as uncharacterized. NCBI's taxonomy places the organism in Eukaryota, Fungi, Ascomycota, Eurotiomycetes, Chaetothyriales, Cyphellophoraceae. Gene Ontology annotation, cellular component: endoplasmic reticulum membrane; mannosyltransferase complex. The transcript has a single exon. Bases 1 to 723 code for a protein of 240 amino acids. Gene Ontology annotation, molecular function: mannosyltransferase activity. Gene Ontology annotation, biological process: GPI anchor biosynthetic process. The record is from RefSeq and is a predicted model, not a curated record.